This is a messenger RNA of Impatiens glandulifera, 1378 nucleotides long. RefSeq lists its product as uncharacterized. Bases 105 to 1223 code for a protein of 372 amino acids. Gene Ontology annotation, biological process: CAAX-box protein processing. Gene Ontology annotation, molecular function: metalloendopeptidase activity. The transcript is spliced from 9 exons. The record is from RefSeq and is a predicted model, not a curated record. Gene Ontology annotation, cellular component: membrane. Lineage: Eukaryota; Viridiplantae; Streptophyta; Magnoliopsida; Ericales; Balsaminaceae.
AUUCCAUUUCAUCAUCUUCAUCAAGAAAGAAGAUCGCCGGAAUGAUUCAGAUGCUCGCCGGAAUGAUUCAGAUUCUCGCCGGAAAUCAUUAGUUUCGAUUUCCGAUGGACUUUCCUCUCGUUUCCCGUGCGCUGGCAUUGCAGAAGACAUUUUCAUUGUUUACUACGCCGGCGGUGACUCGGAUUGGACUCAAGUCGGAUUGUAAAGGAGUUAGGUCAAGAACGUUAGUGAAAGCAUCAGCUGAACGGAGUGGAGAAAGAAUCGAUGGCGGUAAGCUAGAUAGCGGCGUCCCCGGCGGAGGAGGCGGAGGAGGAGCGUUCACGAGCUCGGCAAUGGAGGUUACAACAUUCAAUCGGAACUUUAACGAAGCUGACUUCUCUGUUUUCGAGAAAAUUGGAGCUGUUGUAAGACUUAGCUAUGGAAUCGGUAUAUAUGGUGCGAUGGCUUUAGCAGGAAGAUUUAUAUGUUCAAUGACUGGAAUUGACUGUUUAGGUGGAUUUGAUCCGUCUCUAGAUGCUAUUGUACAGGGACUUGGAUAUGCUUCUCCACCAAUAAUGGCUUUAUUGUUCAUAUUAGAUGAUGAAGUUGUCAAGGUUUCGCCUCAUGCUCGUGCGAUUAGGGAUGUUGAGGAUGAAGAACUGAGAAGCUUCUUCUAUGGAAUGUCACCAUGGCAGUUCAUACUCAUUGUUGCUGCAAGCUCUGUGGGGGAAGAACUCUUUUAUCGCGCUGCUGUUCAGGGAGCAUUGGCUGAUAUAUUUCUAAGAAGCAGCAAUCUACUGAUGGAUGUUCGUGGCAUGGCAUCUUUGACUGGUGUAUUGCCACCAUUCGUCCCGUUUGCUCAGGCAUUUGCAGCGGUUAUAACAGCAGCUCUAACUGGUUCUUUGUAUUACAUGGCUACCUCUCCAAAAGAUCCAACUUAUGUCGUCGCCCCGGUUCUUGAAUCUCGCUCGAGUCGUGCAGAUUUGAAGAAACUCUUUGCAGCCUGGUACGAGAGAAGGCAAAUGAAGAAAAUAUAUUCUCCUCUACUAGAAGGUUUAUUAUCAUUGUACCUCGGUUUUGAAUGGAUUCAGACAAAUAAUAUUAUGGCUCCUAUCAUUACACACGGAAUUUACUCAACUGUAAUAUUGGGACAUGGCCUGGUGAAGAUUCAUGAGCAUAGGCGAAAGCUAAGGCAGAGAAUUAAACAGGUUAAUCAAGAAAACAGAAGAGAAGAUCAAUUUUGAGAAUUAUUUAGAAAUGUCAAUAAUAAUAACAGCUUAAAAUAAUUACACAGGAAAGUUGUAUAUAUUGUAUAAGAAGGCAAGAUUUCAUUUGAAAAGUGUUUUUUUUCAUAAUUAUAUUGAAAAUUUAUCAAAUAAAAGGUUGAAGUGAUUUUUGA